Meloidogyne enterolobii is the source of this 781-nucleotide messenger RNA. Lineage: Eukaryota; Metazoa; Nematoda; Chromadorea; Rhabditida; Meloidogynidae. The record is from the annotation of a GenBank genome assembly.
UGAAGACAAAGAGACAGAACGUUGGACUGAGGCAUAUCAAAGAAAUGAAUUGGCUGAUGUUACACAUAAUAAUGUUGGAGAAGAAGUAAUUGAAACAUUUCAUGAUGUUUUAUUUCAAAACAAAAGACCUAAAAUUGAAUCUGGCCUUCUUCAGGCAGAACAUGUUCGAACUGGACAUCAUCCUCCGAUCGCUUCUCCGUCUACUGUUCUCGAGUCUAGCACCUCAAUGCCUACCACACCAUCGACAGAACUUACAUUGACACAGCGACCAAUUUCUCUUCAAACGUAUCUGUGGACCCAUCCACCUCCAAAAAGAUUAUCAUCGUCGACAACUACAACUACUUCAACAGAAUCAACAACGACUACAACACAAAAAUCAAUCUUUUUAUCACCAACUGGAGAAGUUGUCGACUGUGAACAUUUUCGUAAUAAAGGAAAAGGGUCUGGUGCUAAUCAACUCUCUGUUCCCAAUUACGGCGAUUUUUAUGCUUAUUGUGAAAUGGAGUCGGAACAAGGAUGGAUUGUUCUUCAAAAACGCACAAGCGGGAAAUGGCCUUUCUGGAAUGCAAGUUUUGAUGAAUAUUCUUAUGGAUUUGGUGACUUGCCAGAUGGAGAUCACUGGCUUGGUUUAGAUCGAGUAUCUGCUUUUGUGCAAAGUAAUCGUCGUUUGGAAAUGCGCGUUCGACUUCAAGGCGACUUUUGUGUUUCAAAGGCUUGUAGCGGACUUGGUGAUGAUGGCAAUUGGUGGGGUGACUGGAAGUUUAAGGUAGAAAAUAAUUGA